GUUUCCUUUGCAAAGGCUAAAAAUGAUAUUUUAAGUAAUAAUUAAUUUAUUGUUUUCUUUCAUAAAUAAAUAUUUAUUUAUUAAUAACAUGGGAUAACCUUUCACAAAAAUGUGGCGCUGUACCAAAAGUAAUGAAAUAGAUGAUUAUUUUGAAAGUUCGAAUGUUAGAUCGAAUACUAUAUAAUUUUAUAUCAUAUUAGUUCUAAUAAUAGAAGAUAGGAUUCAAGAGUUUUGCGUUUUAUUAGCACGGCAGUAUUAUAUUGCAUCUUUCUAAUAUUAGAUCAUAUCUUUUUGCUACCUGGGAAGAUGUACAAAUGAAAAAAAUUGCUUCAAUAAUAAUUUACAUCUUAAUUCUUGUGGAAAAGGGAAAGGGUGACGAUGCUUCAAACAGCACAUUGGAAGCUUAUUACUUGGAAGAACAAUGCCCUCCUUCUAAUAGAAUACUUCCUUGCACUUGUAAUGGACCACAAACUUUUCUUUUAUUUAAUUGUGACAAAAUAAUUGAAAUCCAAAGCAUCAUUAGUGCAACAAGAUCUAUACCACAAUUUAUUCCUUUUGGUAAAUUCAGCCUAACGAAUUCUAGAAUUCAGAGUUUAGAGUUUCUUCUCUUUGGGCAGUUUGAAUACAUUUAUAUGAGAAAAAACACUCUUAAAAAAAUAGGCAAAGAGUUUUUUGACAGUUCUAGAGAUUCUCUAAAACGAAUUGAAAUUAUUCACAAUGAUCUCGAAAAAUUCCCUUUUAAAGAAUUGUCAGCUUUUUCAAAAUUGGAAUUUAUCAAUUUGAAAUACAACUCCUUUAAAAGCAUUCCUGAUGAAGCUUUUGGUAAAACGUUCAAUAAUAAAAUCAGAAAAAUUGAUCUCUCAUUUAAUAAGAUAAAUCACAUUGGAACAAAUGCUUUCAAAUUUCUCACUAAUCUGGAAUCAUUAGAUUUGCAAUAUAAUAAAUUAACUGUUUUAAACAAUUUGGCUUUUUCCGCAAUAGAAGGGAAUUCGAAAUUCCAGCUAAAUUUGAACAACAACAAAAUUAUGUACAUUGCCGAAGGAGCGUUUCAAAACCAAGUCUUCAAGAGUUUAAAUCUGACUGAUAAUAAAUUAACAACUCUGCAAGAAAAAGCCUUUCGGGAAGUACUGAAAAGAAUGGCUGAAAGAAGAACAGGAACUAUUUCAGUUGGAAAAAAUCGAUUUCAUUGCACUUGUGAAAAGGCGUUAUGGGUUGUUCGUCUACCAAUUUUCUACAAACUUCCAAUUCUAGAAUUUGAAUGUUCAGACAAAGACAAAAAAUCUCUGCAAGAACUCACUCAACAUGAUAUUGGGUGCUCAUCAUCAUCAUAAUGUUUUCUCGCAUCGAAAAUCAGGAGACUAAUUUAAUCAAUGAUCCAAAUGUGGAUGAAAUGUUUACCUAAAAUAAACUAAAGUUCAAUCUUUGCA
Molecule: messenger RNA, 1427 nt
Organism: Parasteatoda tepidariorum (common house spider)
Lineage: Eukaryota; Metazoa; Arthropoda; Arachnida; Araneae; Theridiidae
Molecular function (GO): protein binding
Source: RefSeq, a predicted model, not a curated record